ACGGUCGCGCGCCGCGCGUCACAGAAACAACUGCCGACCUGUCGCCCCCCCCACUCCCGCGCGCCGCGCGGCUUCGCAGUUGCCGGUCGGCCGCUCGCCGGCUAACGUCGGGGAGAUAGUUAACGUAUUCGAUACGGCGAAAUAUUUAACAGGCCGGCGGUGUGCGCGGUCGUUUAACGCGGACUGCUUCGCGUGUGUUUGCACAUUCGCCUCGUCCAGAAUCCCAGAGCCGGGGCUCACUUUUUAGACGACAACGGAUCGGGAUUCGAAAUAGAAUUCUGUAAUCUGUGAUCUCCCUCUCUCUCUCUCUUGCUCUCUGUGUUUUGCGUCUCGUUUGAAACACGACAAACAUUCGGAAUAAACGACGUUGAAGUGUGUUUCGUCGAUAAUAUGUGCAUCGGAAUGUGCGACAGGGUGAGGGGGCAUGUUGGUGUGUCGGCGGUUGCUGCUGAUCGCAGCCGCGAUUGCGGCCGCGAUCGAGGCUGGCUCGGCUAGUUACCACCCCGGCAUUUCGUCAUCGGACUACUCCGGAUACCCGAGCGGAUACGCGGUUUACUCCGGCGCGACGUCACCCGAGUCCUCGUCGUCGCCGAGCUCGUCCACGUCCGGCCCGACGUCCGAGCCCGCGGCCAGCAACGCCGAGCCGCUCUGCCGGCCGUCCGAGUUCCAAUGCGGCACCACCGGACAUUGCGUCGCGCAGGACAAGUACUGCGACGGCGAGAAUGACUGCGACGACAAGUCUGACGAGCCGAGAUAUUGCACCCCCUGCAAUCGGACGUUGUACGGUGACGUCGGCCGGACCUACAGGGUGGAAAUCCGCCGACCAAGGGAGGAUCGACUGCCAUUCCUGUGUCACCUCAACUUCACUGCCGCCGGAUCCGAUCUCGGGGAUCUAGUCCAGUUAACUUUUGAUACCUUCACGGUCGGCCGCUUUCUAUCCUUUACGUCGGAAGGAUGUCCAGAUGGUUUCAUGACUAUUCGCGAGGAAGGUCGUCCUGCGACGGGAGGACAAUGGUGUGGCAGCGCGUGGGGCUACACCGUCUAUUACAGCGAAACUCCUUCCAUCAAUCUGACUUUAUAUUUACUACGUUUAUCAGAGCAGGGUAUCGGCUACAACUUCGACUUCAAGCUGUCGUACAAGUUCCUGAGAAGAAGCGAGGCGCAUCUCAGAUACGGAAACAGCAGUAUGUCCACAUGGCGCGGCGAGCUGGUGAACGGCACGUAUUGCGAUCGCGUCCUCACCAAGUGCGAUACUAGAGCCUGCCGGCUGCAGUCGCCAAAUUAUCCCGGAGUUUACCCCAGGAAUGUCACUUGCUACUAUCGGGUGGAGCAGAACCGCGCGCCGGUGGGUCAUCGGGCUCUGCUCGCCGUUAGUCAGAGAAACAGUCACAAGAUACACAUUAAGGACCAGGUCGUGAAGUACGACAGGAGUCAGCGAGUGCUAAGGGUGUGGGAUCAGUGCAACGUCGUGCAGGAUUACUUAACAGUAUACGACGGAGGUUCAACUUCAGACCGCGUGCUUGUAAGGCUGUGUGGAGGAGAUGCGGUGCCAGACAUCAUCAGCAGUCACAAUACCAUGUUGCUAGAGUUCCACACGUCCCCGUACGACAAUCCGUUUCAUCCAGUACCACUGUCUUUCCUGCCAGGAUUUGAGCUCGAAGUUCAGGUGAUCUUUGUCGACGAAAAGUCUCGGAGUUUCGUGAAGGAAAACGACAACUGCGACUUUUAUAUAUCCGGCGAUGAGAACUCGUCGGGCAUCCUGGAAAAUCCGAAACACUCUUUGCCGCCGAAUACAACUUGCCGGUACCACUUCCAAGGGAAACUGAAUGAAAUCGUUUGGCUAUCGUUCGUUAAAUAUUACGCCGCUAGCGUGGAAGCUGCUGCGAGUAUCGACACUGCCGCUGAUUGCAAUGCAAAGCUCCUGAUAUGGGAUGGCGAUAUCACAGUGGACAAACUUACUUCCAGCCGAAAAAACAUUACGCUGAUGGGACAGUUCUGCAAGGACGACAUACCGCGACUCUGCGAUCACAGUCUGCUGCGCAAUAGCAGCCGUCACACGCGGCCAUGCAGCCUCGCGGAGAGUUACGUGUCGACAGGCCGCGACCUCACCCUGGAACACAUAUUGCGCCAGGGUAGCGCGCUAUAUCCGAUAAGUUUCGUGCUGCGCUACGAGUUCGUCCACGAGGCCGUCUCGUGUAACCACGUGUUCGCCUCGGCGCCGUCGGCCUCAUCCACGUCUUCCACGUCGUCCUUAUCCUCCUCUUCCUCCUCGUCCUCCUCGUCCUCCUUAUCGUCCAACUCCGGCAAGUUCGCGUCACCGAAGAACGUGUUCUUCUAUGGUCGCGGCGGGGCGCAGAAUCUCAGCUGCGUGUAUAGAUUCGAGGCCGAGCCUGAUCACAGAAUAGAGCUGUCCUUCGUCAGAGCCUCCUUCGGUGGCAAGAGCUGCGCGUCUUACGUGGACCCGUUGGUGAAUCGAUGGACGUGCGACCGCCGUAUGGCGGAUGUUAAAAAAUUCGGCAUGGCGGAUCUUGUCGUCGCUGAGUAUCCUUGGCAAGGAGUCGAACUGGUUCGCGAUUGUCUGUGCUCAAACGUGAGCGAGAGAAUCGUCGUCCGGACCCUGACGUCGAACGUGGUGGAGAUCAGGUUUACCAUCACGCUCAUGAACGUCACCCAGGAUUACCGAGACUUCUUCUUCGAGGGGGAAUACCGUUUCGUCCCGGUGAGCGCGGAGUCGAACGAGCACGGCUGUUCGAGACUGGAGGAGCGACGACUGCGCGGCACCAGCGGCGAGAUCUCCCUGAGGAGUCCGCUGCCGCGGGUGAUCCCCGGCCUGGCAGCGGUGGAGGAGAUCCUGACCAACACGGAGGACCUGACGGCGACGCAAUGCGUCAACGAGCCAUGGCUGAUCGAGCCCGAGGACGCGCGCAUCAAUUUCCUGUACUUGAGAACCGCCGGCUUCGGCAUCACCCUGGACAACGUCAUGGAGUGCGCGACCCUGAACAGAAUCGUCGUCUACUCGGCCGCGAACACGAAGGAGCGCAGCGUGAUCUGUCCGGAGGGCGGCGUCGACACGGCCAGGACCGUCGAUUUCUUCUCGGGUGGCUGGAAUUACAGCGCCGUGAAUGCGAGCGUGGCGAUGGCCCAGCACUCCCGCAGCUUCGUCGUGGAGUUCCUCCAGCGGGAACCCGGUUUCUACGCCGUCACGUGGAUCGCCAUCUCCAAACGGUCACCGGCCGCGCCGAAUUUAGGUGCCAACGCGUUUACUAUAUUGCCCGCGGAAGAUUGCCCGUACAGGUGUCCAGAGAUCCAGGCGUGCAUCAGCUCUGUCCUGUGGUGCGACGGCGUGCGCCAUUGUCCCUCGGGCUUCGACGAGGAAGAGGCCAAUUGUUCGUACCGCUUCGGGGUGACGCUGCUCUACGUCGCGGUGGGCGCCGGUGCCCUCGGUAUAUUCCUGAUCCUCCUGCUGGCCACUGGUUGUCUCAAGUACUGCCUCUACCGGCACAAGGCGCGCAAGAAGAAGAAGAACGUCGCCCUGAACGUCAAUCAUCUCCACGUGAAUCACACUCACCACAACAACGGCUUGACCGGGAGCCGGCUGAGCGGACGCUACAACCUAGCCACGCCCCAGGAAAUGUACCUGGAGAAUUACGGGAAGGACAGUAUUUGUUGACAAUACGCCAUCGCCAAUAUCGAGACCACCGUGUGAAUAGUCAUGAUUUUUAAAUGCCUACCUCGCUCUGGGCCCUCCCUCCUCCACUUUCCCCAUCAACCUCCCCCCCCGAGUAACGGACCGGAGUGUACGGCAGCCAAACACUCCCAUCCCCAAGGCACGUAUACACGUACACACACGGCAGACUUACAUGCGCACCUGCGCGUAAAUACGCGUGCAUACACAUACAUACACACGUAUACAUACUCUCGCAGUAAUCGUACGAAAUCCCGUAGAAUAUAUCCGAAGCGCAUAGAAGCGAGCGCACGAGACGUGCUCGAUGGCCACUUGGCUGGUGGCGAAUGUAGCCGAGUUCUAUUCCUCUGAUCGAAUCAUAACGAUCGGCUUGCCUUGAAUGAGCGGAUCGCGAUUCGAGUCAUUAGACCGGGGUGGGCGAUAACCGGCGAGCUUGUCGCGCGAGAAUGGAUACCGUGGAGAGCGCGAUCCUCCAGAAAGGAGUCGCGAUGAAAGGUAGAUAAUAACCGCACCUCGUACGCUCGUGUUUAUGGCAUUUACGAUAAACACCGCAGUAUCAUGGUAGGUUUAGAUACACACGAUUUAGGAGUAAAAAGAAAAAAAAAUGGGAGAUACGCGCGAGUGGACGAAGAGCGGCGAAAUUGGCGUUUUACGCGUACGCAAUGCUUCUAAGAGACGUAGGAUACGCUGUUUCCGUUGAGUGCACAUUCUGUCGGUUAUCGAGCGAACGUCGUAAACGUCUACGAUGGCAGUACGAUGAUAAAAGUAACGAGAUGGAGGAGCAAAGAGAAUACACGCGAUGUUGUACCAGCGCUAAAGCGCGAGAGUAGCGUUUCAGAUAGCUCGCAUGUGAAUGACGACGCGAUGGACGGAAAAAGGGUGCGCGAAGAGUCGCGAACGACAUCCGGGGUAAGGUUCGAGUGCAGUUGUACCUCUCUGAUCCACGAUCUCGCCCGUUCCGACGAUUCGCACUUAUCGGUAACACCACAUGCAUUCUUGUGACACGAGAUCCAGGAGGGGGAAAAAAAAAUUGAUAAAGAGUUGGCCGUGAUUUAAGGAGGAUUAGCUGAUCGACGUUCGCGCAAGGUCUCGAUGAUCGUUACAAUCGGACUCACGCGCUUCACACCCCCGUCUAGCCUGAUUUUCUCAUUGGAUCACCUAUGAUUGCGGCCGGACCAGCCGUAGACUUGGACUACGUCAGUGCUAAUGCAUUGUUCUAGAUUAGGGUGACUGCACUAUCGGGAAGUGUUAACGCUAAAUUCUCAUCACUUCGGGAUUUGGUUAAGAGCAUUCGCAAUCUGACGCUGUGAUCGGGAAUUAUACAGGUACGAUGAAUUUUGUGAUAAACCUGAUAAUUGGACGAGUCGAUAUUUCCGUGCCGCAAAGUACUUUCCUACGGUCUGAUCGGUUGUUACCUGAUGCCAAUCUAGUACAGUCAUCCUUACAUUAUAAUUAAUGUUAUGGAUUAUUGUAUAAUAUAUUAACUCCAUCUCGCACAACUAUGUGUUCGCCCAUUACAAUACGGUGAUCGGGCCUCACUCUUUUUUACGUCGAUCCGGCAAUCAUUUUUUUAUAUUAUCCACAUUGGUGAUUUUCGACUUUUCAACUUCAUAGGUGAUUUAUGGAAGACGGCAUGAUACGUAGAUAAUUUACUCGUAUAAUCUAGGUUCGGUAUCGAUACGCGCGGCUUGAAUGAGACGUAGAUACCCACGUGUAAUUAAUUGGAUGCCACAGGAGCGUUGUACAGCGUAAUCCUGUUAAGCAAAUGGACGCAGUCUCCACGCGUUAGCCUAUUAUAGACACUGUAUGGUAAGGCACGUCUAACGUACGUCUGUAUGCUGUGAUAGAAGUAAGCGUAUCAACAAUCGGAAAUAAAUCUCACGCGUAAAUUUCACGUUCGCAUAUGCGCAUCCUCGAGAACCAUCGCCGAAGAUGGGGAUCCUUCAGUGCAAUUUUCCUUGGCGGGACCGAUAUCUUAACGCCGCCCAGUCUGUAAUUUCUAGAUGAUGAAUCGGGAAGACACGCGAUGUGUGAGUUGAACGCCGAGAUGCAAACUCAUUCUUCGAACGUAAUGCGCGUAGUUUGAUAGAACAUUCGAUUAAAGCAAACCCGUAGCGAGCAGACUUGGGUGGAGAAGCGACACAGGUCGACAAGAAUUUGACGCAUUAUACAAUAUUUAAGAAAUCACGUAAUCAAAUUAGGGCAAAGCAAAAUUUUAUACACUUCCCUUUUAAAAACGUAGAAGAUACGAGGAGCGAUAUAUUUCAAAUUGAAAAGAAUUUCUCGAGCUCCGUUGUUUUAAACAGUAGUCCAUUACAAAAUCUCGCGCGAGAAAACCAUAAUUAUAGUUGCAUCUGCAAUUUUGGAUGUUUUUAAUUAACGUUAAUUGCGGUGUUUUGAUACGGUGUUUUUGCGAACUCGCGAACUUGAACACUCCUGCAGAGAACGUCGGUCGCGUUAAGAUACUCUUCUCGCCAGUCUCGUGAAUUGCUCCGUGAAUAAUUCACUUAAGGACAUCGCCUACCAACGAAUACUGCCGCGAUUAUUAUUUAUUCAUAAAGUUUUAUAAGUCUCUUUCUACCCGAAAUACGAAAAGCUGUCCGAGUAUAUGACGCUCUGUAACUCUAUAAGAUCACGGAAUCCGAUAACGAAUAACGUACUAGCGAAUAGCGUAGCGUGCAUCAGAAGCGAAACUGGUGCACACCCGCCGGGCUCCUCGAUGUGUUAACCGCGCGACUGCCACAUUAAAGACAUGUUAAAAUUUACUCUAACAUAUCGAAAGUCCGAAAUUAAUUUAAGCGCGCCACCAUCCAUCUAGCCGAGACCGAAGUCGCGAGGUCACUUUUUCACGGAUCACCGGGGGCGACUUCUUUUCGAAAAGCGAAUUUUCCCCGAUUCUCCCUUUAUACAAAGUUCGGUCAAAAAAGAAAGAAAGAAACGAGGAAAGGAGAGGAAGCGUUUCACACGAAAUUUUUUAUAUAUCCUCGAGACCGGGUUUUCUCGCAGUUGACGAUAAAUAAGUCUAUAAAUAAGUAAACGCGGAAGUCCUUCGACGACGGGAACCGACGUAAUAAAGAUUGUGGGACGCAUCGUUUUCUAUUCACAAGGGGACGACGAUUUAUUAUUAUUUUCCCGGCAUCUUCUCGGCGAAACGAAAUGUCGACGUGACCCCUUUCGAAAGCACCGUCGUCGCCGUCGCCGAGGCGGAUCGGCAUCGAGUUUAAUUCCUCCGACGGAUAUGAAUCCAAACUGUGGAGCGUGCAGUCAUCAUGGGACUUAAACGGUACGACUCGACUCCACGUCGCGCUCAAUCGAGAAUGCGUCCUACGAUUACGAAACUAUAGUACUAUGCAUGUAUGUAAGAACGUACACGAAAAAAGGUAUAAAAAAAAGGAAAAAAAAUGCCGUAGCACAAACUGGCUCGCACACACGUAGCUAAAAAAAAGUGGAUGGUAAAGAGUUUUGAAUCAAAGAGGCCUUGAUUCAACGACGUUUCUAAGCAAGUAUUACGCGUUACACGAUGUAUUGUAUAAUCCCGUGUUUAUAAUUUUAAUAAAAUACCAUCGCGUUAAAGAAACCCAGCA
Molecule: messenger RNA, 7269 nt
Organism: Vollenhovia emeryi
Lineage: Eukaryota; Metazoa; Arthropoda; Insecta; Hymenoptera; Formicidae
Exons: 10
Coding region: 425-3670 (1081 amino acids)
Cellular component (GO): plasma membrane
Molecular function (GO): protein binding
Source: RefSeq, a predicted model, not a curated record